Molecule: messenger RNA, 3486 nt
Organism: Pantherophis guttatus
Lineage: Eukaryota; Metazoa; Chordata; Lepidosauria; Squamata; Colubridae
Source: RefSeq, a predicted model, not a curated record
AUGUCUGCAAUCACACCGCCCGCUCCAUUCAACCCAACCGGGGAAGAUUGGGAAGCUUACAUGGAGCGAUUCUAUAUGUUCAUGGAGGCGAACGAUCUGCUGAGCUUAUCAGAGCAGAGGAAGAGGGCCCUUUUCCUCACCCAUUGCGGCCCGGCAGUGUUUAAAAUGGCAAAAGCGCUUGCCGCCCCAGCCGAUCUGAAGACCAUGACCUGGACAACGUUGCAAGAAAUACUCAAGGCACACUAUGCACCACAAGCAUCAUCCCUGGUAAGAAGGCAUGAGUUUUAUCGGAGGGACCAAAGAGAGGGAGAGACAAUCAGUGCGUUCGUGGCGACCUUGCGGGAAAUAGCUGCCGCAUGCGAUUUCCUGAAUCUAGAAGAGGCCAUGAGGGACCGUCUAGUACUGGGACUGAGGGACCUCACGUUACAGAGUAGGUUGCUGGCCCGGCCUCAAAUUACAUUCAAGGAGGCCUUGGAAGAAGCAUCCGCAACCGAAGCUUCCCAGAAAUCGGCGGCGGCUAUGAAGAAAAUGAAAAGCGGGCCGCCCGUAAAGGAGGAGGCGGCCGUGCACUAUGAAAGAGUGGAAUCGGGUUCGGAGGAAGAGGACGAGGAGGAUGAAGUCCAUCACCUCCGAGCCAAUCGCAAGGAGAGACAACAGGGGAAGAGAGCGGCCUGGUGCUCGGGAUGCGAAGGGAACCACCCGAGAGCUGAAUGCAGAUUCCGGGACGCUAUCUGCCAAAGAUGCGAAAAGAAAGGGCACAUAGCGAGGGUCUGCAGGGCAUCCCAGCCAGCCUCAAGGAGGACCAGACCCCCCCGAUCGGCAACAAACAACAGAAAAUUCCAGACAAGUGGGAAGAGACAACCGUUUGGGCGAGGACAAAGAAACGAUGACCAUCGGGCGGAUCGAGGCGAGACCCAUCAAACCAUCGUGAUCGGCCAUGCCAGCGUGGGAAGGGCAAAUAAGAUGGCGGCAACAGUCUUGAUCGAGGGGAGACCCUGCAGAAUGGAGGUGGACUCGGGAUCCAGCCUAUCGAUGGUAUCCUGGACAACAAUCAAGAAGCUCCUGCCACACAUCACAGCCUGCGACCUCAAACGACAGCGCCUCACCCUCAUCGACUACCAAGGGAACCGAAUUCCUGUGGUAGGCAUUGGCAAGUUCAACGUAGCCUACAAGACAUUCAAAGCCACGCUACCCCUCACGAUUGUGGACAGAGACCGGCCCAGCCUGCUGGGCAUGGAGUGGUUCGAGCCAUUGGGGCUAGCCAUCACCGGCGUCGAUCACAUCGGAAACGACACCUGGGAGGAGGACCUGAUGAGGGAGUUCUCAGAGGUCUUUAACAACGAGCUAGGCAAGUACAAAGGGUCCCCAAUCUCAUUCAAUUUAGACCUCCAGGUAGCCCCAAUCCGAAUCAAACCCCGGAGAGUCCCUUUUGCGCUACAGCCAAAAAUAGACGAACAAUUAGAUAAACUGGUCGUGCAGGGAGUGUUAGAGCCAAUAGACCACGCGAGAUGGGAAACCCCCAUCGUGACACCGAUUAAACCGGACAGGUCAGUACGCUUGUGCGGAGACUAUAAAAGUACAUUAAAUAAGGCGCUCCAACAAAGCGCAUACCCUGUACCAGUAGUCCAACACCUCUUGCAUUCCUUGGGGAGGGGAAGAAUCUUCGCAAAAUUGGAUUUAGCACAAGCAUACCAGCAGCUGCCCGUAGAUGAAGCCACUGCGGAAGCACAAACCAUCGUUACACACAGGGGCGCAUUCAAAUGUAAGAGACUGCAAUUUGGGGUGAGCGUAGCGCCCGGGCUUUUCCAAAGCCUGAUGGAACGACUCCUACAGGGAAUCGAGGGAGUCGUCCCAUAUUUCAACGAUGUAUUAAUAUCAGCAAGGGACACGACUCAAUUGAAGCAGCGGCUGAGGGAGGUGCUGACAAGGUUCCAGAAAGUGGGACUCAAAGUUAAAAGGGACAAGUGCCAACUAGCAGAGACUCAGGUCGAGUUCCUGGGAUACUUGAUAGAUGAGUCGGGAAUUAGACCCACCCCCGGGAAGCUGAGAGCGAUCAAGGAAGCACCCCCCCAAAAAAAUAAAACCGAACUGCAGGCAUUUUUGGGGUUGCUUAACUUUUAUAAUAUCUUCCUACCGCAGAAAGCUACCACUGCUGAACCACUCCACCGGCUACUGGACAGGAAGGCAGAAUGGAAAUGGGGGGAGCGAGAGAGGAAAGCGUUCGAAGACAUAAAGAACCUUUUAACGUCAGACAGAGUUUUAGUGCAAUACAGCGGGACAUUACCCAUAAGACUAACUUGCGAUGCAUCCCCCUUCGGCAUCGGAGCUGUAUUGAGCCACAAGAUGCCUAAUGGAACAGAGGCCCCCAUUGCAUUUUUCUCCCGGACUUUGUCAAAACCCGAACGGAACUAUAGCCAAUUGGACAAAGAGGCGUUAGCCGCAGUAGCCGGAAUAAAAAGGUUCCAUGAGUAUCUCUACGGUCGGAGUUUUGAACUAAUAACCGACCACAAGCCAUUGUUAGGCAUCAUAGCAGGGGACAAACCAACACCCCCCAUUUUGUCGCCCAGAAUGCUAAGAUGGGUGGAGUUUCUGGCGGCCUACAACUACACACUGCUCCACCACCCGGGAAAAUCAAUUGACCAUGCAGACGCCCUCAGCAGGUGCCCACUUCCAGAAACGGGGGAGGAUCCAGCGCCAGCGAUGGCCACCCUGCUAAUCGAGACAAUGGAGGAAGCCCGAAUUUCUGCAGCCGACAUCGCGAGGGCCACCUCAAAGGACAAAAUACUGGCGCGAAUUUUAAAUUGGAUCUGGAAGGGGUGGCCGGAGGAAAAAGACAUAAGCACAGAGUUCCUGACAUACAAAAGAAGGCAAAAUGAACUGUCAGGACUAAGGGGGUGCGUGUUGUGGGGGGAUAGAGUCAUUGUUCCAAACACACUAAGACAACAGACACUCAGAUUACUCCACGACGGGCAUCCGGGGAUCGUGAGGAUGAAAGCCCUGGCCAGAAGCUACGUGUGGUGGCCCGGGAUGGACAAGGAAAUCGAGACGUGGGUAGUCUACGCAAAAAACCUGAGCGGAAACCCACUCUGGGUACCAGCAACAAUAACCCAGGUGACGGGGCCCCUGUCCUACCGGGUCCAGACAACAGACGGCCAGCACUGGAAAAGGCACAUCGACCAGCUCAGGGGAAGAUUAACGAGAGUUGAGAGGGAAACCCAGCACAACAACCAGGGGGAAGGAAAAGACAUGCAAGCGGUACCAGAGCGGGCCAAUACACAAACGCUAGUUCUGGACACGCCUAACACCAGCCCGGAAGAAGAUAACAGCGAGCACGUACCUGAGUCCACGGAGGAGGCGACAGGCACCGAAAGGAGCCGGCGGGGACAGCCAAGUAAAGUGGGAGAAGGAGGCGAAUCCACGCCGGAGACCGAGUUCGAGAGAGUUCCGGAGCCCACACAGAGGGAGCAGCGGACCUCAACCUCUUAA